AAUUGAAAAAACAAAUUAUACAAUGUUUAGCCAAUUUUUAAUUUUAUAUUUCCACAAACAUGAUAUAAAGCAAUUGGCAUGGUUGAAAAAGAUUAGAGAAUGAAAUUUACCAUUUACAAUAUCACUACACAGCCUGAAAACCGUCAGUUUCUCUAUUAAUAGUUUCUCCAUCCACACAAUGUCCAUGUUUUUCUUGAAAUACAGCAGGCAUAUUGGCAACUUCCGUGGCUACAAUGUAGCAAUACAGAACAAAACUCUGCCUGGUGAAGUAGAGAUUGCACGUUUAUCCUGAUCGCAACCUGUUCAAGAUUAGACGACUUCUGUUUUUUUUUCUCUUCAUAUUUUUUAUAAAUAUUUCAUUUGUGAAAUAUGGGCCCAAGACGAGUUUUUGAGAAGAAACACGAGUUGGAAUUUCACUAUCAAGUUUGAUUUUGCCGGUUUGCACAGGUGCAGUUUUGUAACCUAUGAAUGCUUAUUACAACCAUCAUCAUCAUUUGAAGUUUGAAAACAUGUAAAUCCUAAAGCUUUCAAUUGAUGUGCUUCAUUUGCAGGUAAAAGGUCUGGCUACCCCUUUCACUUUUAACCAAACAGUGAAGAUGGCAUCAAAUGUUACAGUUCAAUCAGUGUUGGAGAAGAUUAGUGUGGAUCAUCUGGAAUGCUCUAUCUGCACCAACCGUUUCAGGCAGCCCAAACUGCUGGACUGUUUGCAUAGUUUUUGCCUGCAAUGCCUCCAAGAGCUCAGACAGAGCCAAGAUCCUCGUGGUACAAAGCUGACAUGUCCUCUGUGCAGGUGUGAAACUACAUUGAAAGGGUCUGGGGUUGCUGAUCUCCCUAAUAACGUUGCAUUCAGUGCUCUGGUGGAGGAAGUUACAAUGCAGGAAAAGCUGCUGAAAGGUCAAGGCUCAGACAUCAAAUGUCAAAAUUGUGAUGAGGAGAAUCAGGCUAUUUCAAGAUGCAUGGACUGUGAUCAUUUCCUCUGUCAAGAAUGUCAAAAGGCACAUGGACGUAUUGCUGUCGUGAAAUCUCACAAAAUCUACACACUGGCCCAACUUCGAUCAGGAGAGAUAGUGUACAAGAGUAAACUAAGAGAAGAAGUUCCCAAAUGUGGCAAGCAUCAAGAUCAGAAUCUCAAUGUCUACUGUAAUACAUGUGCGCAAGUCAUAUGUACAACUUGCUCUGUACUUGAUCAUGCCAAACACUCUCUCAUUGGCCUUCCAGUGGCUUUUGACAAAUGUAAGAAAAAGGUAGAAGAACUUGUUGCAAAAGUUGGUAAAAACAAAACAGAACUGAACACCACCAUAGAGAAGACUUGCAUAUCUCGGAAUAAACUCCACAUCAUGUUUGCAAACACCAAGAAAAAAAUCUCAGAAAAAGCUGACCAAGAGGUUGCCAAGAUCCGACAGGAGGAGCAGAAACUGUUAAAAGAGACUGACAGGAUUUAUCAAAAAAGAGUAACAACAUUUGAUGCAGCUCAAUCCAAUAACAGCAAAGAUGUGACCCAGACAAAGCACAAGCUGGAUGAGGUGAAAAGACUCAUGAAUCAAGCAAGUUGCUAUGAGAUUCUUGAACUUCAGCAGAAACUCUUGCAUAACCUCAGUGAAUUGACAGGGAAACAGCCACAGCAGGUUCCUGACAAGUUGACUUUCAUGGACUUUGAAGAAGGUGAGAGGUCACUUGGGAGACUCAUUCUGAAAGAAGAGCCAAAGGCUGCAGCAAAGCAAUCACCAAGACCUGCAAGAUCAUGUGUGAAGGAGAAAUGGGAACUGAAGACUGAUAUCAAGAACUUUGAAUUAGGAAAUACACGGCUACGACAUGUGUCAGCACUCUCUGACAAUAACAUAGUAUUAACCAAUUUGAAAAAUACACUAUUCACAGUAUCACUGACCAAUAUUCAACAUACACCAUCUAUUAUCCCACAAAGGCUACAAAUCAAUGGCCUCACUGAUGAUGUAAGGUGUACUGCAGUGAGUAAAGAUGACAAGCUCCUUGCUCUAGAUGGUCCAGUAGUCAAGUUCUUCAACAGGCAACAUCAGCUCCUCCAUCAGUUCACACCAGGUAGAGGGUCAGACAGCCAACCAACAUGCCUUGCAGUGGAUGACAGCAAUCUGAUAGCAGUGGGUUAUGAAGAUGAGGAGGAGAUAUCUCUACACAACCCAGAUGGAUCCAUCAUCAGGAGACUGCCUGCUCCAAUGGUUGGAGGUUAUCUGGCAAUGUACAAUCACCGCCUUUUCUACACAACAUUUCAGAACAAAAGGUUGGUUUGUGCAGACUACUAUGGUGCCAGUGUAUUCUCAGUAGACAUGACCAGCAACAUGCAGGGGGAUUGGCACCCUACUGGUGUGUGCUGUGACAGUGAUGGCAGCAUCUAUGUUGCUGUGGGUGGAUAUUCAACAGGUUUUAUUCUGCAUUACAGUCCUGAUGGCAAGUACAUUGGAUGUGUGAUCGAGGGAUGUGGUUCUCCACGUGGCAUCACAUUCACAUCAGGUGGUGAUCUGGUAGUGGCUGCAGGACUGUCUGUAAAGGUCUAUCACCGAGUGUAAGGACAGAUUAAUUAAACUGGGGCUAUCCAGUGUAUCCACCAACCACUUCCAUCAGACAUUGCAUAUUGUUAAUUAUCACAAAAAGAACCUUGAAGUUCAUCUCUUGAAUAAGACAUUCAACAAUACUCUAUAUUUGGUUUAUUUCUAAGGUAUUUCCUCUCCGUACGUGUUGACUCUCAUACCUCAACAUCUUCCCUUUUAACACCCGCUCUACUUGCUACUUCCUAUAAAAUCACAGAUCUGGGGGCCCAAUAAUGAGAGCAAAGAAACGACCCUUCACAUUGUUUGCAAAUAGGGCAGAUUGCACAUUUUAAAAUUAUUAAAAAACGAGAGGGAAAAUAUUACCACGAGAGGCAAUUCAAUUUUUUCGGAUUCAUCUCAGCAAAUGCAAAGUGAAUGCAUGAUGUGUUUUACAGGUAUAAGAUAUAACCCUGCUCCUUUGUAAAAUGUAAAGAUUUCCUUGGAUUUUGUUAUUCAAUAUUUCCAAUUAUGGGGAAAAUUGUUGAGUUAAAAAAAACACAACUUAGUUUCAAAUGAGAAAGAUUUUGCACCUCCGUGUACAUGAGACAAAAGUAAAUACUCAAAAGCAACUGAACGAAAUAUGUGAUUUUGAACUAAAGUGAUAGUUUCAAAGUAAAUCAUAUGCAAUCCCUUGGUUGUCUCUUUUACAGUGCUUUCCGAGUGCCUCAUC
Patiria miniata (bat star) is the source of this 3231-nucleotide messenger RNA. RefSeq names its product E3 ubiquitin-protein ligase TRIM71-like. The coding region runs from base 597 to 2540 and encodes 647 amino acids. Gene Ontology annotation, molecular function: ubiquitin-protein transferase activity; zinc ion binding. Gene Ontology annotation, cellular component: nucleoplasm; chromatin. NCBI's taxonomy places the organism in Eukaryota, Metazoa, Echinodermata, Asteroidea, Valvatida, Asterinidae. The transcript has a single exon. The record is from RefSeq and is a predicted model, not a curated record. Gene Ontology annotation, biological process: positive regulation of DNA-templated transcription.